AUGUCAGAUCCCCGGAAAAGACGGGAGGGGAACAAAACCGACGAGUCGGCAUACUCCAUUUCACCAUCGCUUCUCGAAAACCUUACCACCGCGAACAAGUAUGUCCAGCAUGGCGCCACUAUAGAGAUUGAUCAACCUGACGAAUCCUGCACUACGACUCUCCAACGUUUUCUUUCGGUAAACGCAGUUCUGAGCACAGCAUCGUCAUUUGCUAUCCGCCAACAACAAGCUGCAGAGCAAGAUCUUCCGCUUCAAGUCAUCGGAGAAGGAUUUUGCGGUGUGAUAUACGACUUCCCUAGCAGGGGACUCAUCAUCAAGGCCGGCAGAUCAAACAAGAAGCAAGAGAUGUGGGCUGAUCAUGUGGCUCAUGUCAAGAUGUGGGAAGCUUCGAAAACCACAAAGUCUUACGCCAUGCCAAGACCUGCAUAUAUCGUACAAAUCGAGGACCUUCAAGCUUGGAAAAUCGCCCACCGCAAGGAGAUCAAAACGCUUGUGUCCGUCUUCUAUCCGUCCGACAUGAAAGCCGACGCUUCAAACAACCCAGCAAACAAGCAUUGCUUGAUACGCAUUUACCUUGGACGCAGACGCAUGAAUCAACGAGUCGAAAACAAAUUCUCUCUGAGAAACUUUGAGCUCACGCUCGACAAGAUGGAGAUCUUGGGCGUGGACCCCCAACAAUAUGUUCAGCCGAUGGCUGAGGCUUUGGCGGUCAUGCACUGGGCUGCUCAGAUUGAUGGUGCGGAUGUCGAAUUCGUUCUUGGCAGUUCUCCCGAGCGUCGCAUAUCUGCUCAAACUCUGGACUCAAUUGACCUUGAAGGGGAUAUCAUCACGACCUGGAACAUGGAUGAAUCGAAAUCAAGCAGCAUCAACUUUCUCCGACGCAGCGUGAGCAUCUUCUUACUAGAUUUCAAUCAAUGCAGAAGAAUGCCGCCGACUCCCAAGGGCAUUGAUGAUGCUGUCAAAGCAUUUUGGGAAAAUGACCCAUACUAUCCAAGACCUGGCUACAAGGAGGGAACCCAAGAGUGGAUGCUUUGGGAACAGUUCAAGAGCGACUACUUAGUCAAGAGUUACAAGAUUCUGGACGACUCUGCUACAAUGCCCGCCGAGUUUCUCCGCAGAGUCGAAGAGCAUGGGAUCGCAACUGCAAGGCAGCUAUUCACGCGAGGCCCCCCACCAAACUCUGCUAUGGCUUCCUCAAGUCCCACUCCUGGUCCUUCAAGCUCUGUGCAAGGUUCACAAAGCCCGAUGCCGGGUUUGUCAAGCUCUAUAGCAGACACGAAUGAAGACAACAUCAACAAGAAGAAGAAGAAGCAGAGGAAGUACGCAACUCUAGGAUAA
Messenger RNA from Colletotrichum acutatum, 1338 nucleotides. Its product is annotated as zinc finger protein-domain-containing protein. The transcript is spliced from 2 exons. NCBI's taxonomy places the organism in Eukaryota, Fungi, Ascomycota, Sordariomycetes, Glomerellales, Glomerellaceae. The record is from RefSeq and is a predicted model, not a curated record. The coding region runs from base 1 to 1338 and encodes 445 amino acids.